GAAAAAACAUCACUGACAACGCUGUCUUCCAAUAGGACCGAACGAGGGAAAAGUCGUAGCGUAAACUCGUCCUGUUAAGAAGGUUUAAAUACUUAAAGCAGCUACAGCAAUGGAGAGGAACCGUGUCAAAAUGCCUGUCUGACAUUAAAAGACAUAUAAGAUGCCCGGCUUAGUGUCAUGCCCCGGUGGUCUAAUAGUGAUUGGGAUACUCGCUCUAUCCUGUGUCCACGCCAACUCUGAGAUCUUGAGCAAUGAAGUUUCAGAUGUACAGUUUGGCACUCUGGGCUCCACCGUGACGCUAACUUGCAGAGGCUCUCACCAAGGGUCUGCGGUGGUAUGGACACACAAUGGGAGCUUAGUGCGGACGAGGCAGACUCACCCCGGCUGGGACGGCUCUCUGACGCUCACCAACACCACACGCAGCAUGGAGGGUAACUACAGCUGCCACAAGCCGAGAGGAGGAGCCCUACUGCAGAGCAUCACACUGCGCCUGGGCUAUGCCCCUGAAUAUCUGAGUGUCUCCUGUAAACUGCCAAGUCACUUCAAAAUGCUGUGCACGUGGACACAAAGAGUUAGGACACACUUACCCACCAAGUACAUCUCCUCAUACAGUGUGGAUAACAGCAGGCCGGAGCCCUGUGAACAAGAGCUGAUGGAUGUGAACGAGUGCACCAUCAGCAACCCUGUGUUCUGGGGCAGCAAACACCUAGUGAACAUCACGGAAGUGAAUCCACUCGGCUCCAAAUCCACCAUCGCUUAUGUGGACGUCAACAAAAAUUUAAAGCCUGAUGCUCCUGAGGAUCUGAUCUGCAAGCAAGUGGAUACCGAGCCCACGCAGCUGGUUGUACAGUGGAAGCCGCCCGCCUCGUGGCCCUCAGAUGUGUCCAACGCCUUUCCGCUGAAGUUCGAGCUGCAGUACAGACCUGUCGGCUCCAGAUUCUGGUCCAAGGUGGAGACAGAGGACACGAGUAUGGUGAUCAUGGACGCCCUGAUGGGUCACUUGCACCACAUCAGAGUACGAGCCCAGGACGCCUUUAUUAACCACAGCCAGUGGAGUGAGUGGAGUCAGGUGGUGCAGGCCCAGCCCUGGAGUGAUCUUUCCACUAUACCGGAAACCACCACAGAUUUUUUCGAGCCAAUCUUCCCUUCCACAUUUCCAGUGAAGGCAACAGAGAAGUCUCUAGCAGCUCUGACAGCAGUGCCAGUUGUAAAUCAAGAUCCAUCGUUUGAUGAAAAUGGACGUCAGGUCUUGAUCGCCCUUGGCCUACUGGCAGCAGUAAUGGUGGUGGUGGUGUUUACGAUCACAGUCCUACUAUGUGUGAGGAACAGGAGGCGGGGCAACAUGACAAAACAGGAACUUACCUCAAUGGUGAAGAUGAAGUCCUUGCUAAUCUAAAGUUUUCAGGUUGGCCUCGUCUUUUUCAGCCCUCAUAGGGCUUCAUCAUAGGGAGUCACGGCCACUGCCACUGCAGCGCUGAUAGACACUACAAUACCCACGGUUUCACUUUCCUCCUGUCGCUGCUUGGGGAAUUGGCUCCUUUCAGUGGAGUUCUGAGUCCCAUAAACUGUGAACCCUUCCAAUGUAGCACAACAGAAAACAGAUACUGGCUUUCAUUGUUUGACGUGCAAAGCAAAUUUUUGCCAGCUUUGGACCAUGAACACCAGCACAUUUUAAACUCGGUGUGCCAGCACUUAUCCAUCGCUUCAGCUUUUCCAUGCAGACUCGUGCCAUUUGGCUGCAGUGACACUUGGAACGCUGUGAAGAAAGAGGGGAAAAAAAUAAAACAGGCAUGGCUGUUAACCAGUCAUGGGCCAUGUUUUGGGCAUUAAGAAUAAAGUUGGCAUUCUCUACAUUUCAAUGCAAGGGACAGAGCUCCCGAACCUAAACCUAGCUGCUACAUGCGGACAAGAGACGUUUUGCAGCCCGAGGAAAGCUGAGCAUUUCGAGGAGUUUGUAUCCUGUUCACAUUGAGAUGAAGAUUUCCGCGCCACAUAAUUUCUUCAGCCUUUUAAAGCCUCAUCAUUUAAAAACAAGGUCGAAGCAUCUGCAAAUAAUCUCGGGCUUGAUUUGAACCCAAAGUUGCCUUUGAAAUAUACUGACUUCAGCAGUAAAAAAAAAAAUAUAUAUAUAUAUAUAUAAAAUCUCUUUUAGUGUUGUAGGCAGGGCCAAUAAUAACCAUCCUCUAGACCUCUACGACAGUAAGUUGGCAUCCUACGGACCACACAAUAAUAUUGGGCUCUGAAUCGAUGUGGUUAAUUGCUUUUACUUACCUCAAUUAGAAAUGCUUUGGGAAACGUGAAAAAUUUAUUUUCACUGAGCGUUGAAACAGAAAGUGAACAAAACUACUUGGCCUUGUAUUAACACACCCACUCAGGACAUUACCACAGCCAGAGCAGAGCUAGCAUCGAGCUUCUAGUGAGUGGACUGCACUGCACUGUACUGUACAUUUCAGUGUGUUCACUCUAUUAUUCAUUUCACUAUUAACCAUGGCAAUCUAUUAAGCUGGACAUCUGCUGAUGGUUUGUAUGGACACUGAUUAGCAUUUAAUGUGCAUAAACGUAAGGCAGCAGAA
This is a messenger RNA of Ictalurus punctatus (channel catfish), 2573 nucleotides long. RefSeq names its product interleukin 11 receptor, alpha (gene il11ra). The transcript is spliced from 13 exons. Gene Ontology annotation, cellular component: external side of plasma membrane. Gene Ontology annotation, biological process: cytokine-mediated signaling pathway. Bases 161 to 1396 code for a protein of 411 amino acids. NCBI's taxonomy places the organism in Eukaryota, Metazoa, Chordata, Actinopteri, Siluriformes, Ictaluridae. Gene Ontology annotation, molecular function: protein binding; cytokine receptor activity. The record is from RefSeq and is a predicted model, not a curated record.